UAUCCCAUCAUCCUACACAACAUUAUCCAAGCUCCAUUGGGUGGAUAACGUUUGAACUUUUGAAGUUUCCCAAGUUGCAGAAAUCUAUUGUGUUCUACCUCUACCACCACCACUACUACUACUACAAUACUCUCUUUUACCACAAUGUGGUGUAUCCAAUUCCGCACUCCAUUGAUUCCCCGGCAUUCACAUCUUAAACACAAGCAGCAUCUCAUGAGCACUCCUCAAUUGCUUCGCUUCACUAUCAAUGAGCCUGCCGACCUUAUUCCGCUCCGACAAAACCACCUUUCACUGCCAUCUCCGAGGGCCUAUGCCAUCCCCAAUUCCCUUGUUCUUGGUGUCUCAUCGCCCGCCAAAUCCGGCAGUGACUUAUCCAUCCUCCUCCUCACCAGUGCAGCACUUUUCUUUCUCUACUUCAUAGCAAAUUUCAUCGUGCCGAGUUUCAUCUCCAAGAGUUUCCAGCUUGAUAACACAAGUGAAGAUCAGGAGCGUAACGAUGAUAGCUCCAUUUAAGAUGGCAAUAACUCAAGCAAGCUCAGAAACAAACAGACAGACAAACAAACAUGGAUUCAAGAGCACCAAAACGUUAAAGCGUGUGGCUGAUGUUGUCUGGCAAUCUUUAGUGCCAAUCAUUUUUAGUGUGAUUUUAGUAAGAAAACUUUUGCUCC
Juglans microcarpa x Juglans regia is the source of this 668-nucleotide messenger RNA. RefSeq lists its product as uncharacterized. The coding region runs from base 145 to 513 and encodes 122 amino acids. The transcript has 2 exons. The record is from RefSeq and is a predicted model, not a curated record. NCBI's taxonomy places the organism in Eukaryota, Viridiplantae, Streptophyta, Magnoliopsida, Fagales, Juglandaceae.